AUGGCCGAAUCAAGCGCCACGGUUGAAGAGGGAGCGUCGUCGGAAAACCCCUUGGCCGGGAUGAUAGAUCCCACGGCUGUCAGACUUGCUUACAAAAGGAUGCCAAACACAGGGGACAAGGCUCUGCCUCAAAACCCGAAGAACAUGCCCGAGGGUAUCCGGAGGACGUAUGAUCUGGAAAUGAAUGAGCUCAUUGCGGUCAUCAACUGCAGAGUUAAAUUCCGAAAGCAGUUUCUGGAUAUCUUUUGCGGAUACCUUUCAGCCGUGUAUGCCCUCAGCAGUUUGAUGACCAUUUGGACAAGGCGUUCUGCUAGUCCUACAGACCAGGUUCGGUAA
Molecule: messenger RNA, 336 nt
Organism: Penicillium chermesinum
Lineage: Eukaryota; Fungi; Ascomycota; Eurotiomycetes; Eurotiales; Aspergillaceae
Exons: 1
Coding region: 1-336 (111 amino acids)
Source: RefSeq, a predicted model, not a curated record